AUGUCUUCAUCAUAUCUCCCAGCAACUACUGAUUCGAUUGCUCAGGCUUUAGAGGCCAAAGCCCCAUCUGAAGCCAUUUCUAUUCUUUAUCGCAUUCUUGAAUACCCAUCUUCUUCUUAUGAAGCUCUACGGAUAAAGGAACAGGCUAUCACAAAUCUGACGGAUCUUCUUAGACAAGAAAAUCGAGCAGACGAUCUUCGUAACCUUCUCACCCAGUUGAGGACUUGA
Prunus armeniaca (apricot) is the source of this 228-nucleotide messenger RNA. The record is from the annotation of a GenBank genome assembly. Lineage: Eukaryota; Viridiplantae; Streptophyta; Magnoliopsida; Rosales; Rosaceae.